CCCCUGACCGUCCUUCAGCUGUGCCAUCACCGCGUUACCUCCUCGGAAAACCGCUCCCGAACACCGAAACACGGACCUUUUACGCGCGCCCGGACGCCAAAUUACGCACGCAUCCAAUCCACUAUGUAGGUUUAUCGCUUCGAAAUUUGUGACAUCGCUUUGAAUUUCAGCAGCACGUCACUGCGACAACAUCCAGCAUCUGCGUAUCAACGAGGAUUCAUCGCGUAAAGAAGUCAAAUCGUGAUUGCCAGCGCGCCCUCGUUUCGUUAACCGAGGGAAACCAAAGCGGAUUUUCGUGCGCUUUUUUCCAGUCUUGCGUCUUUGCGUCUUCGGGCCUUUUCUUGCUCCGCAUCCCAUUCUCGUGUAGCAACAGCAGCAUCCUGAACCUGCGCCAUGGCCGACGUCGUAUCGGAGUGCAACAUUAAAGUGCUGUGUCGCUUUCGUCCGCUGAACCAGUCGGAGAUCAUACGAGGGGACCAGUUCAUCGCCAAGUUCCAAGGAGACGACACUGUCAUCAUCGGGGGGAAGUCGUACGUGUUUGACAGAGUGUUCCCCACCAACACCACCCAGGAGCAGGUCUACAACACCAGCGCCAAGCAGAUCGUCAAGGAUGUGCUGGGAGGAUACAAUGGCACCAUCUUUGCGUACGGACAAACCUCCUCUGGAAAGACCCACACCAUGGAGGGUAAACUCCAUGACCCUCACCAGAUGGGCAUCAUCCCUCGUAUCGCUGAGGACAUCUUCAACCACAUCUUUGCCAUGGACGAGAACCUGGAGUUCCACAUCAAGGUGUCGUACUUUGAGAUCUACAUGGACAAGAUCCGUGACCUUCUGGACGUGACCAAGACCAACCUGUCUGUGCAUGAGGACAAGAACCGCGUCCCCUUCGUCAAGGGCUGCACCGAGCGCUUCGUGUCCAGUCCAGAUGAGGUCAUGGACGUGAUCGAUGAGGGGAAAGCCAACCGCCACGUCGCUGUGACCAACAUGAACGAACACAGCUCCAGGAGUCACAGCAUCUUCCUGAUCAACAUCAAGCAGGAGCACGUGGAGACCGAGCAGAAGCUGUGCGGGAAACUCUACCUGGUGGAUCUGGCUGGAAGUGAGAAGGUGAGCAAAACUGGAGCUGCUGGGUCUGUCCUGGACGAAGCCAAGAACAUCAACAAGUCUCUGUCUGCUCUGGGAAACGUCAUCUCUGCUCUGGCUGAAGGAACGAAAACCCAUGUGCCGUACCGUGACAGUAAGAUGACUCGGAUCCUGCAGGACUCUCUGGGCGGGAACUGUAGAACCACCAUGUUCAUCUGCUGCUCUCCCUCCAGCUACAACGACACGGAGACCAAGUCCACGCUCAUGUUUGGACAACGUGCGAAGACCAUCAGGAACACCGCCUCCAUCAACCUGGAGCUGACGGCCGAGCAGUGGAAGAGGAAGUACGAGAAGGAGAAGGAGAAGAACAAGGGUCUGAAGGAGACCAUCCAGAGGCUGGAGGCUGAGCUCAACCGCUGGAGGAACGGAGAAGACGUGCCUGAGACCGAGAGGACCACUGCCGAUGUGGUCAACCGCUUUGAGACCAUCGAGGAGCGCCCCCUCCUGGACAACGACUCCACCUCCAUCGUGGUGCGUAUCUCCGAGGAGGAGCGGCAGAAGUACGAAGAGGAGAUACGCAAACUCUACAAGCAACUGGAUGACAAGGAUGAUGAGAUUAACCUGCAGUGUCAGCUGGUGGAGAAACUGAAGCAGCAGAUGCUGGACCAGGAUGAGCUUCUGGCCUCGUCUCGUGGUGACGGGGACAAAGUGCAGGCGGAGCUGGGGCGUCUGCAGGUGGAGAGUGACUGUGCUAAAGCCGAGGUGAAGGAGGUGCUCCAGGCUCUGGAGGAACUGGCCAUCAACUACGACCAGAAGAGCCAAGAGGUGGAGGAGAAGGGGCUCCAGAACCAGCUGCUGGCUGAACAGCUCGCUCAGAAAAUGGCGAGUCUGAUGGAGCUGGAGGCGGAGCUUUCCCGGAUGCAGGAGGUGAGUGGGCAGCAGAGGAAGAGGAUCGCAGACGUGCUCAACGGACUCAUGAGGGACCUGAGCGAGUUCAGCUCCAUCGUGGGCAACGGGGAGCUCAAACUGCCGGUGGAGAUCAGCGGGGCCAUCGAGGAGGAGUUCACCGUGGCUCGUCUCUACAUCUCCAAGAUCAAGUCUGAGGUGAAGUCCAUGGUGAAGAGGUGCAGGCAGCUGGAGAACAUGCAGCUGGAGUGUCACCGCAAGAUGGAGGAGACUGGACGAGAGCUGUCCUCCUGCCAACUGCUCAUCUCACAGCACGAGGCAAAGAUCCGCUCUGAGUACAUGCAGAGUGUGGAGCAGAAGAAGAGACUGCUGGAGGAGAGCCACGACUCCCUGAGCGAGGAGCUGGCCAAGCUGCAGGACCACGAGAACUCCCAGGUGGAGGAUAAGGACGGCGAGAAGGGAGAGACUGAGAAGGGCUCCCGCCAGCAGGUGGAGACACACCGUGGGCUGCACCACAAGCAGCUGUCCCGCUUGCGUGAUGAGAUCAACGAGAAGCAGAGGCUCAUCGACGAGCUCACUGAUCAGAACUCGGCACUGCAGCUGGAGUUGGCCCAGGUGCGCUCAGACUUUGACCGUCUUAAGAGUCAAGACUGCACCAAGAGCGAGCGCCUGGAGGAGCUCUCAUUUCUGCACGAGCGUCAUGAGCAGACCAAACAGGACCUCAAGGGCCUGGAGGAGACCGUCGCCCGCGAACUCCAGACCCUCCACAACCUGCGCAAGCUGUUCGUUCAAGACCUCACGUCGCGGGUUAAAAAAAGUUCCGAAAUGGAGCCUGAUGAUAGCGGGGGGUCUUGCACCCAGAAGCAGAAGAUUUCCUUUCUUGAAAACAACCUGGACCAGCUUACAAAGGUUCACAAACAGCUGGUUCGUGACAAUGCAGAUCUGCGCUGCGAGCUUCCAAAGCUGGAGAAGCGCCUGCGGUCUACUGCUGAGAGAGUUAAGGCCCUGGAGACUGCACUGAGAGACGCCAAAGAGGGCGCCAUGAUGGACCGCCGGCGCUACCAACAGGAAGUGGACCGCAUCAAGGAUGCCAUGAAGGCCAAGCAUGCGAUGCGCCGCCCCCACACUGCUCAGAUCGCUAAACCCGUGCGGCCCAAGCAGCUGCCCGUGUGCUCGCCCACUAACCCCUUCUACACGUACAUCCGAUCCACAGAGCAGGCCAACGCCUACAGCAAUGCCCUGUUCCAGAAGAGUGUCCCCCAGACGGCCCCCACGGGCACCAGCGGGACCCCCAACUCUGUGCAGACCAACACAGUUUCCACAGCGCUGGGCUACAGAGCAGGCAGAUAUAACGGAGACAUCCUGGAGUCGUACCCUCUCAACAUCGACAACGGAAACAGCAUCAGUGACACAAGAGACAUCAACGACAACAGGCCUGAUGCGCACUGUGGCAGUCAGGUGGAUGACUCAAACCGGCAGUUCAUCAUGCAGCAGGAGACUGCCGCCAGUUAAUGCAAUGAUUGUGACCGAGCACUGUUCCCGUUUGGACUCCGCCCCCUCUGCAUGCUGCCCCGCCCCGUCUUCCUCCUCUUUCUCCUCUUCCUCCUCUGCGUCAUCUUCAUCUGGAC
Messenger RNA from Boleophthalmus pectinirostris (great blue-spotted mudskipper), 3617 nucleotides. It is a transcript of the gene kif5aa, whose product is annotated as kinesin family member 5A, a. Gene Ontology annotation, biological process: microtubule-based movement. Gene Ontology annotation, molecular function: microtubule motor activity; microtubule binding; ATP binding. NCBI's taxonomy places the organism in Eukaryota, Metazoa, Chordata, Actinopteri, Gobiiformes, Gobiidae. The record is from RefSeq and is a predicted model, not a curated record.